AACCUGCAGGUUUAUUUCACUGACUGAAAAAAUGAGGACCUGAGAACUUGUCAGCUGAUCAGUCCUCUAAAUCAGUUACCACCACCGUCGUCCCACCGCUGUGAGGAAGAACUCAGAGAACAGAAAUGCUGCAGUUGCUGCUGCUGCUGCUGGUUCUGUCCUCAGCCAGUCCUCUGGACCCAGACAGGAACCGACCGCUGGAUGAAACGGUCUCCUCUGUAAAUCCAGAUCCUGCAGAUGAUGUUGCUAAAAUCAAAGCUAAGUUGUACUACUCAACCGUCCGACGUGUUCUGCCUCCGGCUCCGUUCAGACAGAAAAGCCCAGUUAACUCGACGCUCCCAGAGUUUGGUAAUACAGGAAAACUGCGAUGGGAAAAAUGGCAGGGUUCCCCUCCUAAUGGAGCCAUUUCUAUUUACAACAGCUACGCUGAUCGAAUCGACUACAUCUGCAAAGUCGGAUGUCAUUCUGGGUUUUAUAACCCCAGCAAAGGCUCUUACUGCCACUACCCAAAUAAAAAAGAAGAGCAUCAUUCCUCCAGCUUUCAAAUCCUUGUGAAUGAAGAUAAUUUUCAGAUCCUGGAGUGGAAGGAAGGUUCUUAUGGUUCUGUUCCACAGAAUGCAAUUAGAACCUGCUCCAGUGAGGAAAUGUAUGUAGGGAAGAACAAGUACGGACUGGGGAAGGUUGAUCAACAGGAUCAAUGUUUUUAUCUCCCCUGGGAGGGAAGUGAGCAUUGGUACCGGUACUAUGAGGUUCUGACCCACAUGAAGGCUGAAGAAGAUCUCAUCUCUGAUGUCAAAUAUCACAUCAAAACUGCUCAAAUUUUCAAAGAACCUCCAAAAACCUUGCGAAGCUCUACUGUUAAAAACCUUUCUCGCAUGAAUGUGACGAAGACGGUUUCACUGACGAAGACCACCACUGAUGAGAGACGGUGGGACUCCAGCAAUUCCUUCACAGUCGGUGUAAAAACUUCCAUCAAAACAGGAAUUCCCUUCAUUGUGGAUGGAGAAAUUGAAAUCAAUGCAGAGACGACUCAUAGUUUCUCACGUGGAAAUUCCUGGACAGAGCAGAUCUCCCACUCUGUGUCUUUACAGCUUACCGUACCACCAAACCACAGCUGCACAGUAAAGAUGGUUGGUUAUCAGUACAAGAUGGACGUUCCCUUCACCGCCGUCCUCAAGCGAACCUAUGAAGACGGAGAGACCAGAUCAGUUACCAUCUCUGGAAAUUAUCACGGAGUCCAAGUUGGAGACAUUGAGGCUGAAGUUGAAAAAUGUAAACCUUUGUCCAACUCCAAACGCUUCAUCCUACAACAACAUGAUGUAGGAUAUUUGGAGAGUGAAAACCUCCUGAAGUAAAGUUAGCAUGACUUUACCAGCAGAGCUUCAGCUUCAUUUAUGCUUUUUUAUUCAUACUCUUUGAAACUGUAACCAUGCGGUUAGUCAAAGGAGUGACUUUAUAUGCAAUUCUGAUAAAAACCCACAACAUUUUUAUUAACUAUCAUCUCAUUUAAAGUUGAUCUAGAAAGAGACAAGCUAUAAAGUUUAUGAAUGUACCCUGUGAGCUAUUCUAUGCAAUUUAUUUGGCAUUAAUAAAGCUUAUAAGCAAUGAAAA
Xiphophorus maculatus (southern platyfish) is the source of this 1611-nucleotide messenger RNA. Its product is annotated as natterin-3-like. NCBI's taxonomy places the organism in Eukaryota, Metazoa, Chordata, Actinopteri, Cyprinodontiformes, Poeciliidae. Gene Ontology annotation, cellular component: extracellular region. The coding region runs from base 126 to 1355 and encodes 409 amino acids. The transcript is spliced from 4 exons. The record is from RefSeq and is a predicted model, not a curated record.